Messenger RNA from Protopolystoma xenopodis, 465 nucleotides. The record is from the annotation of a GenBank genome assembly. Lineage: Eukaryota; Metazoa; Platyhelminthes; Monogenea; Polystomatidea; Polystomatidae.
AUGUUGUGCUCGGACAAGGUAGACAAUCAGCGUCACUUAGCUUGUGUGUCAAAGUUCGCUAUAGUCAGCACCAACUUGGCAGCCUGGCGCAAACGUGCUGGCGGGGCUAGUCAAUCACAACAAUGCAAGUACCGUGACCCCACUGUGACCACUUGGGAGAAACCUUGCCCCAAUCCAUCGUUGCCGCUUCUUCAAGUUUGUGCCUCACAUCUAGUUCAGCUAAACCCGGCCCCACCAUUCCUUCGUCUCUCUGCCGAGCAAACCCCUGAAGCCCUGAGUUCCUACAAUGCUGAAAAAACAGUCGAUUUAAAGUCCAGCGUCACCCAGUUGCCGGUCCUGCCAGAGGAUAUCGCGCUUUGCGAUGAUAUUCAUAAUCAUUCAAACAUAAAAAUUGAAAGUACGUCCUCAAUCUGUCUAUUUUGUUCCCAUGAUAUUUUUAUAUGCUUACUAAAGUUUCUUUUCUAA